CCUAACAACUAUACAUUUAUACUACCUUGACCCAAUUUAUUCAACAUACGAAUCCCCUUCUCUGCAAAUAUAUUCUCAAAAAAAGAAAAAAGAAAAAAGAAAAAAAAGUAGUAGUUUAGUGAUGGAACAAGAGACAAUGGGAGACCAAAACACCAUGGUGAAUGAUGCUGGCAAUAAUAAUGGACUAGUAUGUGUUAAAGAAGAACCAGUGUUAUUUGUUGAUGAAGAUGACACUAUUUCAGUGCCAAAACCAUUAGAGGGGUUACGUGAUGUGGGUCCACCACCAUUCUUGAAGAAGACAUUUGAAAUGGUGGAUGAUCCUAAUACUGACUCUAUAAUCUCAUGGAGUAAUACUGAAGCUAGUUUUGUUGUUUGGGAUCCUCAUCAGUUCUCUAUUCAUCUCCUACCUAAACACUUUAAGCAUAAUAACUUUUCUAGCUUCAUCCGCCAGCUUAAUACCUAUCGUUUCAGGAAAAUUGAUUCAGACAGAUGGGAAUUUGCAAAUGAGGGGUUUCAGAAAGGGAAGAAACAUUUGCUGAUAAAUAUCAAGAGGAGAAAGCAGUAUCCUCAGCAAGGUGUAUCGACAGCAAAAUCUUGGCUAACUUCUUGCAAGGAUAAUGAAACUGAGACAGAAUUAGAAAAGCUGAAAAAGGAUCAAAACACAUUGCAGAUGGAAAUCACAAGACUAAAACAACAACAAGAGAACACAGACAACUAUUUAGCUACUGUGAAAGAGAGGUUAAUGAAUACUGAGACUAGGCAAAAAUAUAUGGUUAUCUUUAUGGCAAAAGCAUUCAAGAAUCCUCUCUUUGUUCAACACCUUAUGGAGAAGAUUAAACAGAGAAGGACUUUAGAGAAUGGCGGUAGCGUCGCGAAAAAGAGGAGGUUGGCUUGUGGAACCAUAGAGGAAGGUGAUGAAAAUAGUCUUCAAGAGGAAUUCACAACAAUUAAGUCUGAAAUACACACUCUGUUUUCAUCUGAAGAUUCAAACAGUCCAGGACUUGAGGAACAAAAAACUAAGGGGAAUGGUAGCCCAGAUAUGGUAUCUGAGAACUAUAUAUUGUGGGAAAAGCUGAUGGAAGAUGAUAUGAUAUAUGAGAAUAAUGGAGGAGAAACAGAUAAAUAUCAAAGUGAGAUUGUUCUUGAACUUGAGGAUUUGAUCGCGAAGCCGCCAGAGUGGAAGUGUAUGUGCUAGGCUUAGCUCUGAACUAUAAAUUCAUUACUUAUACGUUUUCAUCAUGCAGAUAAGGGAAUUGAAGCAGCUUUGUUCAAGAGCCGAAAUCAAGAAACGGGGAUGGUGUUUUCGGUUAUCUCUGUUUAUUGUGGUGGUCUAUAUGAUCAGUUAGUGACUAACAAUGUAUAAAGUUCUUCUACAGAAGGAACAUACUAUAUUACAUGAAGUUCGUCUUCGUUGUUCUUAGCUAGGUUGUAGUUUGGUAGGUGCACAGGAGAAUGUAGAACCCAUAGGUUCUUAUAUUACUGCUCUUUUCUUAUGCUUUAGUGUUAAUACAGUUACUCAGCUUUGAUGUUUCAAAUGGUUGCUUAAUCCGGAUGUA
Lycium barbarum (goji berry) is the source of this 1556-nucleotide messenger RNA. RefSeq names its product heat stress transcription factor A-7a-like. The record is from RefSeq and is a predicted model, not a curated record. Gene Ontology annotation, molecular function: DNA-binding transcription factor activity; RNA polymerase II cis-regulatory region sequence-specific DNA binding. Gene Ontology annotation, biological process: regulation of transcription by RNA polymerase II. The transcript has 2 exons. NCBI's taxonomy places the organism in Eukaryota, Viridiplantae, Streptophyta, Magnoliopsida, Solanales, Solanaceae. Gene Ontology annotation, cellular component: nucleus. The coding region runs from base 122 to 1195 and encodes 357 amino acids.